This is a messenger RNA of Humulus lupulus (European hop), 2048 nucleotides long. RefSeq names its product deoxyhypusine synthase-like. Bases 361 to 1536 code for a protein of 391 amino acids. The transcript is spliced from 8 exons. Gene Ontology annotation, cellular component: cytoplasm. The record is from RefSeq and is a predicted model, not a curated record. Lineage: Eukaryota; Viridiplantae; Streptophyta; Magnoliopsida; Rosales; Cannabaceae. Gene Ontology annotation, biological process: peptidyl-hypusine biosynthetic process. Gene Ontology annotation, molecular function: deoxyhypusine synthase activity.
UAUCUUCUUCCCACUCACCUCUUAGAAGAUUGUCCUUCUCGUCAUCCAUGUCCUCGCUACCGGUGUGAUUGUUCUAAGCUUGCCAAAGCAACUGCUCUAAAUGAGCGAUCUAGUCGACUCACCGCCCCUCCCAACUGCCCCGUUGACAACUCAGCAGUCACCUUCCUGGCAGACCAUCGCAACAAACUCUCUCGGCGAUCUCCAUUCUCGGCCAUCUCUGCUCUUCAUCGUUGUCAGGCCACUCACCAGGAACGUCGACCGUCCAUCCACCGGCAAGGCAACCCGUCCGUCGACCAUCUGAGUAGCUCAGUUACUGUCGUCCACCAAGCAGCAUUCCUAACGGUUUGGCAGGGCAAGGACAUGGAGAACAACCACCUUUUGGCGGCAGCUCACUUAGCAACUUUCAAAGAAUCAGAAAGUCUAGAAGGAAAAUGCUCUAAGAUUGAAGGCUAUGAUUUCAAUCAGGGAGUGGACUACCCGCGCUUAUUAAGCUCCAUGAUCUCUACUGGAUUCCAAGCCUCCAACCUUGGAGAUGCCAUCCAGGUUGUAAAUGAAAUGCUAGAUUGGAGGCUUGCUGAUGAGACUAUAGUUGAGGACUCCAGUGAAGAGGAGAAAGCUUUAACAUAUAGAAGCUCUGUGAGGUGUAAACUUUUUUUGGGUUUUACAUCCAAUUUGGUUUCAUCUGGUGUUAGAGAUACAGUUCGUUAUCUAGUUGAGCAUCAAAUGGUGGAUGUAUUAGUUACAACAGCUGGUGGUAUGGAAGAGGACCUUAUAAAAUGUCUUGCACCAACUUACAAAGGUGAUUUUUCUUUACCAGGAGCUUAUUUGCGCUCCAAAGGGUUGAAUCGAAUUGGUAACUUAUUGGUUCCCAAUGAUAAUUAUUGCAAGUUUGAGGAUUGGAUCAUUCCUAUAUUUGACCAGAUGUUAAAGGAGCAAAUUGAAGAUAACUUGUUAUGGACGCCAUAUAAAUUAAUUGCUCGCUUGGGGAAGGAGAUAAAUGACAAGAGUUCUUACCUCUAUUGGGCUUAUAAGAACAACAUUCCUGUCUUCUGUCCCAGUAUAACAGAUGGCUCUUUGGGGGACAUGUUGUAUUUCCAUUCUUUUCACAACCCUGGUCUAAUAGUCGACCUAGUGCAAGAUAUUAGGGCGAUGAAUGGUGAAGCUGUCCAUGCAAGUCCUAGAAAGACGGGAAUUAUUGUACUUGGAGGGGGUCUGCCUAAACAUCACAUAUGCAAUGCCAAUAUGAUGCGUAAUGGUGCAGAUUAUGGUGUCUUCAUCAAUACUGCACAAGAGUUUGAUGGGAGUGAUUCUGGUGCUCGUCCGGAUGAGGCAGUAUCAUGGGGUAAAAUCCGAGGUUCCGCUAAAACUGUCAAGGUACUUUUAAUUAUAGUCUUGAUUUUGAAUUUCUGUUCUGUCAAGUGUCAACUAAACAAAAAUCAUUCCAUUAAAACUUCUGAACCUCCUAAUUGCAAUGACUGUUUGUGUCAUCUUCAUGUGUUUGUGUGUCUUCACUUCCAAUCAUCAGGUGCAUUGUGAUGCAACAAUUGCCUUUCCUCUACUGGUUGCAGAAACAUUUGCCAAGAAAUGGGUUGUCUGAGUUUUUUUUUUUCAACUCUAUUUAUUGUGAGAUGAAGAACUGUAUAAUUCUUACGAUUAAUAACAGGCAGACAAAAGCAACAUAUUAGAGGAGAGGAUGUUGUGGUUCUGUUGGCCACCAGGAAUGGAGAACUCGAUGGUGGGUUUGACAAGGCAAGGUUUACUUGUGUGAGAUUUUGAAUAACGCAGGGCUUUCCCAGAACAACUUUUAUUGAGUACUUUAUUUUUCCAACUUAUUAGUGGCUAUCUAUCCAAAAUGUUUUCAUUAAUGUUGAAUAUUCCACCUCAUUGGGGUAGUUCAAAUGGUGGCACGUGGUUUGUUACCACAAAAUUGUAUCCCUCUUGCGCAGUUAUAUAGUAAUCAAAUAUUAUACUGUUAGAUGGGGAAUUCUAGUACUGUAAAGUAAAAGUCAUUGAUUAUUAUUAGUAGUAAUGUUUUUACUUUUUAGUUA